This is a messenger RNA of Psammomys obesus (fat sand rat), 833 nucleotides long. It is a transcript of the gene Tmed9, whose product is annotated as transmembrane p24 trafficking protein 9. Gene Ontology annotation, cellular component: Golgi apparatus; COPII-coated ER to Golgi transport vesicle; endoplasmic reticulum. The record is from RefSeq and is a predicted model, not a curated record. The transcript is spliced from 5 exons. Lineage: Eukaryota; Metazoa; Chordata; Mammalia; Rodentia; Muridae. Bases 34 to 741 code for a protein of 235 amino acids. Gene Ontology annotation, biological process: Golgi organization; COPI coating of Golgi vesicle; intracellular protein transport.
UCAGUGUGCGCCUGGGCAGGCAGGUGGGACAAGAUGGCUGCGGAGCAGGGCGUGCAGAUUGUCGGGACCCCACCCGGAUCCUUGCUUGGGAGAGGGAUGCGGGCCUUGCUGCUGCUGCUGUGGCUUGCAGCCCGCGGAGACGCACUCUACUUCCACAUUGGGGAGACAGAGAAGAAGUGCUUUAUUGAGGAGAUUCCGGACGAGACCAUGGUCAUCGGAAAUUACCGGACCCAGCUCUACGACAAACAGAGGGAGGAGUACCAGCCAGCCACUCCUGGGCUUGGCAUGUUCGUGGAGGUGAAAGACCCCGAGGACAAGGUGAUCCUGGCCCGGCAAUAUGGCUCUGAGGGCAGGUUCACGUUCACCUCCCAUACCCCUGGUGAGCACCAGAUCUGUCUUCACUCAAAUUCUACAAAGUUCUCCCUCUUUGCUGGAGGCAUGCUGAGAGUUCACCUUGAUAUCCAAGUGGGUGAACAUGCCAAUGAUUAUGCAGAAAUUGCUGCCAAAGACAAGCUGAGCGAGCUGCAGCUGAGAGUCCGACAGCUGGUGGAGCAAGUGGAGCAGAUCCAGAAGGAGCAGAACUACCAGCGGUGGCGAGAGGAGCGCUUCAGACAAACCAGUGAGAGCACCAACCAGCGAGUGUUGUGGUGGUCCAUCCUGCAGACUCUGAUCCUCGUGGCCAUUGGUGUCUGGCAGAUGCGGCACCUCAAGAGUUUUUUCGAAGCCAAGAAGUUGGUGUAGCUGUCCAUAGCCUCGCAGGCAAUCUUUCUUCCAGGCUGUGGAGAAAGGACUUAUAACCAGUUCCUCUCUGCAAGGGGGAAUGGCUUCAGCCA